Messenger RNA from Polistes dominula (European paper wasp), 2238 nucleotides. RefSeq names its product zona pellucida domain-containing protein piopio (gene pio). Lineage: Eukaryota; Metazoa; Arthropoda; Insecta; Hymenoptera; Vespidae. The record is from RefSeq and is a predicted model, not a curated record.
UCACUCACAUCAGUUCAGUCUGGAGGCUCGCGUCGACCGGAACGGUUUAGUACUUUAUUCUCCGUGACUUUUUUAACCUUCUCUCUUCUUUUUUUUCUCCUCCAUCACUGCCGUUCAACUGUCGUUUUAAAAAUCGUUCCUAAUACUAAACACGGGAGUUUAUGUGCAGUGUAUACCCGAUAAAAAACGCAACAACAAUAACAAAAUCAAAAAAUCAAGAAGAGAAACAAGUAAAAAAGUUACUCGAUUACUACGAGGAUGAUGGUUGUUUAGAUAAACAGUUUUGAAGAAAAACUUCGAUAUGAGAGAAAAAAGAAAAUCAAGAUUCUAACAAAACGUAACGAUGGAUGAUUUCCAAAAUUGGCAACAUUCUAUGACGUGACGAACGAAAUCCAAAAGUGGAAGUCGUAGAACCGGUGUCUUCGUAUUGGCAAUCGAAAAAAAUAGACAGAGAGAAAGAGAAAGAGAAAGAAAUAAGAAAAGGAUAAGGAAAAGAAGAAGAAGAAGAAGAAACGAGAAAGGAAGAAAACAGGAUCAUUGGGAUGUCGACGUACGCGAGGUGGACCUUAAGGUCGUCGAGGACGAGAAGCGAAAGUUCGAUAGGUCGACUACGACCAAUUUCAAAAGCCCAGUAUUUUUCGCGCGCUUUGCGUCAUUGACGAUCGAUCGAUCGAUCGAUCAGUCGAGCCUUAGACGAAUUUUUCGUACCACCCCUUUUUUUAUGUGUUCCAUUUUAUUUUAUUUUAUUAUUUUUCCUUCGUUUUGUUUCGUUUCUUUCGUACGUUUCGUAUUUUUCCCUCAAUUCCAAGUUUUAAUCUAAUCGUUGGGACGCGAGUGAACUCGAUUAUUCUCGUGUGGAGUUUAACCCUCCUCGUCACGUUCGACAUUGUGCCGGACAUCCUGGAAUCCUCAUCGAUUUGUAUCUUCUACUUCGAAGUCUUGGCGGUAACGGAUCAGCAGCCAUGGACUGGCGGGGGUUCGUGCUGACGUAUCUUUUGAUUACUAUAACGAGGCACGGUACUACAAAAGCAGCCCAAAUACCCCAACUACCUACGUCAACCGUGGCGAUAGCGAGCACAGUGCAAAUCGAGUGCGCGAGCGAAUCAAUAAUCGUGCACAUUUCGACCGAGGGUAAAACCGAUUUUCACGGUUUGGUUUAUCCCCGGGGUUUGUCGAAAAAUAGUUCCUGCCUGCAGGAAUACAGAAGUCAACCUUCACCGAUAACUUACAAUCUGCCUUUGAGAUCCUGCAAUACAAUGCCUACCGAAUUGGAUGACGGUGGUGUCGAAUAUUUCAAUACAAUAGUAGUGCAACCACACCUGAAGUUGGUCACGAAUCAAGGCAGGGGUUUCCAUGUGAGAUGUCGAUACCAAACACGAGAUAAAGUUGUUACGAACGAUCAGACCCACGUGGCCAUGUUGCAAUCUCUACCACUUCAGGCAACUGCUCCUAUGCCUGGAUGCACGAUGAAAAUCUUCAGUGGAGAUCCUACGAGGCAUCAGGUGGCAGAGAAUGUAAAAAUUGGUGAUCCUCUAACUUUGGUCAUCAGUAUUGACAAACAAGAGAUGUUUGGUUUAAAGAUCUCCGAUUGUUUGGUUCGAGAUGGUCUGGGUUGGGGAGAACAAAGGUUGAUUAAUAGCGAAGGAUGUCCCGUAGAUGGUGAAAUCAUGGGACAAUUUACUUAUAACGAAGAUAAAACGGAGGCAAAAGUCAAUUUUCAAGCACAUAAAUUUCCAUACACGGCGAGCGUUUAUUAUCAAUGUAAUGUGAGACUCUGUGUUAAACAUGGCGGAGGAUGCAGUAAUACGCCACCGUUAUGUAACACGAUAACGAGAAGACGCAGAGACACAAACAACGGUGGCGAUAAUAUUAAAACUGUCGAAAGUCUUGAUGGUGGUACACCUGCUACCAUUGAAGUUUAUAGCGGGCUUUACGUAAAUGAAGCUUCCGACGUUAGCUCGAAAUCCGAUUUUACCGAUGACGUCUUCAGAGAGAGGACGAUUGACGAUCCAAAUAGCAUCUGCAUAUCGCAGAGAAGCUUCGCCAUCGGCAUCGCCAUUGCAGGCUUGAUACUUAUGCUUGUAGUAAUCGCCGCCAUUUUGGUACUACUCGCUAGAAGACGACACAAGAGUGUGUCAACGACAGGAUCCUCGAUUUACAGUGGACCCUAUACGAACACUGCCUACAGUCAUAGCAGUUAAAAAAGAACAUAAACGUUCUUAGUAACGUUAGUAUGAA